Messenger RNA from Haplochromis burtoni (Burton's mouthbrooder), 7317 nucleotides. RefSeq names its product mitotic deacetylase associated SANT domain protein b (gene mideasb). Gene Ontology annotation, biological process: negative regulation of DNA-templated transcription; regulation of transcription by RNA polymerase II. NCBI's taxonomy places the organism in Eukaryota, Metazoa, Chordata, Actinopteri, Cichliformes, Cichlidae. The transcript is spliced from 13 exons. Gene Ontology annotation, cellular component: histone deacetylase complex; transcription regulator complex. Gene Ontology annotation, molecular function: transcription corepressor activity. The coding region runs from base 741 to 3995 and encodes 1084 amino acids. The record is from RefSeq and is a predicted model, not a curated record.
CUGGGUUAAGGGAGGGGGGAAUCACAAGACGAACAGAGACGCGCAGAGCAAAUAGGCCGCAUUGCCAGUGUGUAUGUUUUUAGUGCAAUCAUCGUGCAAUAAUGUGCAACAGACAGCGGCAUCACUGCGCUCACGUUUCUCCAGAUUAGCACCCCGUUUCCUAUCGGGAAGGACUCUUGUUUACGCAGCGAGGUUGACCCGUGCACCCCCUCCUCUCUCCCCUGUCUCUCCACAAAUUUUCCCUCUUUGUAAGGGGAGGUGAAGGGAAGAAAAGUAGCAGUGAGUGAGUGAGGUCAGCAACAUAGCAUGAGUCAACCUCGGGGAUAUAUGCAGUCAUCAUCGCAGGAGUGCAUUGUGCGGGCCUGCUGCCGCUGCUGGCCGCACAGAGCUGCGAGUGUGCGAUCCUGCGGGCUGAGCUGCCGUUAGUAGCAGCUUUCAUGACAAACACAGGUGUUGUCCAUGAAUGAGAAAAACACACAAACGUCUUCAUAUCUGUUCGCUCCUGGCUGACAACCUUUGAUUAGGUCACAAAGAACUUCAGAGGGGAUAGACGAUAACCUUGUUCAACCUGGCUCCUGCUUAUUCUGACGUCAGUGUGAUUUUUACUGGUUUAUUUUAUUGUACAUUCCCUAUAAAAGGGUAUACGUGUAUAUUCCCAUCUUUGAUUGCUGGAUUGAUACAUUCAAGUGGAGUAUUAUCACUUUAGCUGACUGAAAAUUUUUACCUGCCUCGGAAUAUUCAUGCCCGUCAUGAGCGUACCGGCGCAGCAGAAACCUAAUGCCAAAAGAACAGGCAAACGAAUCACAUUUUUCAACGAUCAAAGUGUAGCAAUGAAGGAGACUUCUCAGCACCCAGAUGGGUCCUACUAUGUGGCGAGUGGUAAUGUUUCAGAGCCUGGACAGAGUGAGGCUGCAAGUACUGUGACAUCCAAUCCAGAGGGCCCUCAUAUGUACCUCAGCUCUGUCAUCUUCAGCCCAGAUAAGGGCGACCACAGCAGGGGUCAUUAUCAGCAGACUGUACCCAUGAAGUGGGCUCACCAGGAGCCCAAUCAGCAGCAGUCGAGAGCUGCACCUUGGACCACCAUGCCUCACUGGGGGCAGAACUUUCCAAGUUAUAUUGGAGGAGUAACUGACUCAAGGACCCAGAAUGUAUUUGUGAAGUCAAUGCAAGAGACCGCUGGCUUGCAGCCACAUCAACAACCCCCUAACAGAGCUGCAGACAAACCUGCAGUGGAAGUGUUCAGGGAUGUAGGCAAGUCUCGGGGGAUGGAGUGGGAGCAACAGCAGCAGCAGCCGCAAGUUUUUCAGGACACCUUAAAAUCCGGGGUGAUCAACACCCAGCAGCAGAGCACAUCCCACCCAGGAGGAAGCUCAGUCCUGCAGUCCUUCCAGUUGGCCUUUGGUCAGCCCAAGCAGCACCUGCCUGCCUACUACCAGACGUUCCAAGGUAACAAGACAACUCUACCUAACCCUCCAAACUACUCGGCACAGAAUGCAAAAUCCCAACAUCAUUUACAACAGCUGCAGAAGCAAGAACAAAUACAACGGCAACAUCUAAUCCAGCAACAAAUGCAGCAGCAACAAAUCCUUCAGCACCAACAACAUGUGCAGCAACAGCUACAGCAGCAGCAACAAAUACAGCAUGAGCAGCAGCAACAAAAGAUGCAGCAGCAACAGCUCCAAAUUCAGCAAAUGCAGCAUCAGCAGUUGCAACAACAAAACCCCCAUGUGCUUGACUAUUACCCUGGUGUGCAAAAUGCAAACCCUCACGCUCACCCCCAGCCCGUUGUGGUACACUCCUACGAGUCCUCUGGUCCAGCACCGCCAAAGAUCCAGGAACCAAUCAUCCAGGACAUCACACCAGAACCACAGCAGCCAUCAGACCCGCUGCAGCCCCCUCUGCAGUCUGAGCACCUGACUCAGUCGCAGCCUCAGAUGCAGCCUCAAUCCCAAACGCAGCUUCGCAGAUCUCGACGGCUCUCCAAGGAGGGCGGCGCGCCUUCGGACAAUCCCUUCCUGCCUGUCCCCUUGGAGCAGUCAGCACCAGUGCUUCAGGGACCGCAGAACGGGUCACGAGACAUCCAGGCAGCCCCGACAGGUGUCAUCCAAAGCACACGCAGGAAACGCAGGGUUUCCCAGGAGGUCAACCUGGAGAUGCUUGCUCAGAAGGCCUCAGAAAGGGAGUCUCCACCAUCACAUCUUAAGGAGCCACACAGGCCAUGGAGUCCCACAGAACAAGAGAUUAUGAACCCUAAGCGACCUCGAGACGACAACCUUGUUCCACUUGUUAUCCCCGUGUCUGUUCCAGUCCGGAGGCAGGAACCCUCGUCUCCCGAGAGUGACGAAGCAAGUCUGGCAACCAACUGGCCUCACAGGUCUUCAAACUCCCAGGAUCUCGGGCGCGCAGACCACAAGCCCUCGGUCAUCGUCACCCGAAGACGCUCACUGAGGAACUCCUUGUCAGACAGUGCAGAGCAGAACGAUGGCGCAGAGGGUGAAAAAGACGACGAUGGCAAAAAGUCCAAACGCCGUCCACGCCCUGAGCCUCUCUUCAUCCCGCCACCUAAACCUUUAUUCAUCGCCCCGCCCGUCUACUCCAGCAUUACACCCUACCAAAGCCACCUACGUUCCCCCGUACGCCUCGCCGACAAUGCUAUCACCAUGCCCCCCUAUACACCACCGCCGAUCCUCAGCCCUGUUCGUGAAGGCACCGGCCUGUACUUCUCCACUUUCCUGUCAUCUGCUUUGGCCAGUGGCCCAGGCCUGCCCCCUCCCGCUACACCCAAGUCAGCCACACGCAGCCUAUUGCGAUCUAACAGCUGCGACAUCACACCACCAGUUUUGUCUGCUAUGAGCGAGGCCACUCCGGUCAGCAAUGAGCCACGCAUAAAUAUUGGCUCACGGUACCAGGCGGAAGUACCAGAGCUGAGGCAGCGAUCUGCUGUCGAGCAGGAUCAUCAUCGUGCAGAACUGGUCUGGGUUCCCCUGUGCGAUCUGGAAGGAAAACCUGACCUUGAGGAGAAAGUGGAAGACCUCAUGCACUUGGCCUGCUCCAGCGUUUUAUGUGGAGGAGGCACCAACCAGGAGUUAGCCCACCAUUGUCUGUACGAGUGCAAAGGGGAUAUAAUGGCUGCUCUGUCCAUGCUGAUGCUGAGGAAUCCAAUUUUCCCAAAGUCUCAUCAUUUGUCCAACUACCAUUACUCAGGAUCAGACAGUUGGACAGCAGCUGAGAGACGCCAGUUUAACAAAGGCAUCGCUGCAUACAAGAAAGACUUCUUCACGGUGCAGAAACAGGUAUCCACAAAGACGGUGGCCCAGUGUGUGGAGUUUUACUACACCUAUAAGAAGCGUGUGAAGACUGGCCGCAAUGGUACGCUAACCUACGGUGAGACAGAGCCUUUGGAAAGCAAGACCACAGAAGAGGAGAUGGACCGCAAGCAGGGCUCUCACAGACUGGAGCCACAGCGGGAGGAGGACAGCAGGAAAUGGGAAGGGUCAGCUGACAGGAAACCGGAUGUCUGCCCUACCAGGACGUCUCAUGCGCUGCCGUCCACAGAGAAUCCUGGGACCGUUCUGAUUAUGAAAGGCCAGGACGACACUGGGAGGGAGCAGUCGCUGUCCCGGGUUAUUCACCCCCCUCACCCGCCACCUCCCAGCUCCAAACAGCGCUACGAAAGCAACGCCCGCAAGACGACUCCUUCGACAGGCAACAAAGGCCCAGCUGGUCAGGAAGGGGAAUUUCCCUGCAAGAAAUGUGGCAGGAUUUUCUACAAAGUGAAGAGCCGCAGCGCUCACAUGAAGAGCCACGCCGAGCAAGAGAAGAAGGCUGCGGCUCUGCGGCAGAAGGAGGCUGAGGAGCGGGCGGCGGCUAAAGCAGCCGAGGCCGCUGCCAUCCUGGCUGCGCGGCAGCAGAACGGGACGCGACAGGUGGGCGGCGACAGCACCAAUGAUGACUCUUCAGACGCAGAGGACGAGGACGACGAUGACUGGCAGUAAAUGGGAAGACCGUACACACCGAAUGCAACGGUAGCGAGGUUUGAUUACUGGACAGGAGAAGGACAGUUGAAAAGAAAUAAAGAAACCCUCCCCCUGUGAAGUUUCUGUAAAUUUUUGUGGAACAAGAAGACUUCUGUUACUUGGCACAUUCAGGGACAGAUGAGCUCCCGUGUCCUCAUUUAACUGUGAACGCGUGGACUGAGUGAGAGUGUUUUAUUCGUGUCGGAACAACGUGCUUUCCAAAACUCACCAACUCCCCUUUACUCUGCUUGAAAAGCUUUUCAAGUGUUACCUCUCUUGGUCACAGGGCUCAGUCAAAUCAAAGCCAUGCCGCUUCUUUCGGCGCUGUCCUUUUUCUCCACUCCCAGCCGCGGCCUUCCUCGCCAGUUUGAAACUCGCCCUGCAUCAUUUUGACAGGUGUGGAACUCGUCAGACCCCCUUUUGUUUAGUUUUUUUCUACUUCGCUUCUUACGAUGAGCCACAGCACCCGCUUAAAAGCUGCAUCUCGACCGUCCAGCAUCGGGUGAAGUUUUGAAGACAUUAAAAUCGGACAGCUGGGGGAGCGUUGAAGCGAACGGAGGCUCGUGCUGUUAGGUUCUCCGCUCCGGGACGGACAGAUGGAUGGAUGGCAUGUGCAAACUGUUGCCUCUGUGUCGCCGCUCUCCUGGACACAAAGCUGCCAAAAGCUUUGUCAGACGCAUGUGCGCCAAAUGGGUUCUCUGUGUUCAUUGGGCUUUUGUUCUGUGAAACCCCCUCCACCUACUCCACCUUCAGCCCCGUCACCUUUUAUAGCUCCCAGUUAGUUCCUCACUGUCGAUGCCUUGGAUGUUAUGCUUUUUAUCUCAAAAUGACAAUCAAUUUUACACUGUUGUUUUUUUUUUAUUGAUAUGUAUACAGGUGACGUUAUUUUUUUUCUUUUUUGCCUGUGUAGCUGUAUACGGUUAUUGUUGUUUUUUUGUGAAUAUUCCUGUUUAUUAUUAUUAUUAUUAUUAUUAUUAUUAUUAUAAUAUUCUGGUAUUGGCUGCAGUUUAAUUAAGCGCUUUUUCCCAUCUUUGUCCAGAGCUUUUUUUUUUUUUUUUUUCUUCUGUUUUUUAUUUUUAUUUUUUUAAUUUAAACAAAAAAACUCAAUAAUGCUACUUGCUGCCUGUUUAUAACUGUGAGAUUUCUUUUGGAAACAUGAAAUGAAGAAAAGGCAGAGAUGUAUGUGCAAUAGAACAAGUUGACCCCCUGUUACCUGAGUGUUCAAGCCCACCCGGCCCCCUCCCACCUUCUCCUUCACGCUUACAACCAGCUGCUCCGGAUGCCUCACUGGCACCGCUGUAACUGAUGGGAAGCAUUGACUCAGACUGUUGAAACUGCAGGUCUCUACAGAUGCACACAUUGAAGCAGAAACGGCAAUGACCAACUCGAGACAGUUCAAUUAAAUUAGUUUGGAUAAUAGUGGAAAUUUUUGCUUGUACAAUCUGGCUCAAGCAAACUAAAAUUGUCGUUAUCCUGUGUAAGUAAAUUCUUUACUUCCAUCAAGAAAUGGGUGAAGCAGCAGAAACUUUGCUCACUGCUAACUGAACCAAUAUUGUAGGCCUUUAGCACAUACUUUCUACCUCAGUAUGCUUUUUCCUCAUACUUCCAUCUAAUUGCCGACGGAAUACAAAAGGAAAUUUCUUCUUUGUGGCUGGUUCAGACUAAAAUGUCAUAUUUUGUAGGUUUUUAGAGGCAGUUCUUUGCUUCGUCUGUCUCACAGAUUCUUAAAUCUGGCUCUUUUAUUAUUAUUUUUUCUUACACAUGCCCUCUAGCUAAACCUGUCAGCCACAGCUCAUUAUUUACACUCCCCACAAACUGUUGAUGAUGGUAAAUAAUUUACUGGCAAAAGCUGAAACACAGGCAUUAAGAGAGAUGGAAGCUCGAACUUUACAGAGUUUUAUCGCUGUCAUACAAAUUCCCCUCGAGUGUUUGCUCCUAAGUUUACUAUAAACACUUCACACAGACUGUUUACUAUAAAACAUACAGAUAGGGACAAAGGGAGGGACCAUUCUCUACUUCAGUACCUGAUUUUUUUCUCUUUGCAGGCAAAUGUCGGUGCCGUUAUUCAACUCGUGUUCUUGCACUUGGUUGCUGAUAUUCGGUGUUUCUAAAUUGAAGCAUGAUGUGACAGAAGAGAAGAAUAGUGUCUCUCUUUAGUCAGCAUGGAAAAGUGUCUCAGUCUGCAUAUAGAUUGUUGUGGCACCAACACGCUCCAAUGAGAGCUUAGCUGUGGGGAGGGGGUCGUCGUCGUCAGCAGCAGCAGCAGCUAAAGGACAGCGUGACUCAGCUUACAAAUGCAUUUGAUAAUUAAAUGGAAACGUGUGCAAAAGAAAUAAAUAAAAUAAAAUGCACGUUAGUGAUAUAGCUGUGAUAAGGAAGCUAUUUAAAUGACUUGUAUAACAGUGUGGCUGAUCAAAGGCUGAUAUCGAAAUCGUUUUAACCCUACGCCGUGCAUCUGUGGUCGCCUAUUUUCUGUUUACGUUAUGCUGAUACGAGGCGCCGAAUCGGACCACGGAGACGGUGUGUUUUGAUCUGUCUAUCGCUGCAUAUCUGUGUUAAGCCCUUCAGCCCAGAGCCAGCUUCUGUUGCCAUGGCAACAAAUGGGUUAAAGGGUUAUUUUCCUUUAAAGGACAAACCACAGUGGGGGAGCUCGGGGGAGCGGGGAGAAAAGGCUCCAAUUACCGGUUAGUCCACAAGUUAAACCUGGGUCUAUGCACAGACUGUUCACGUACGAGUGUGUGUGUGUGUGUGUGUGUGUGUGUGUGUGUGUUUAUGUAUGUGUGUGGCAGGGGGGCACCGUGUUAAAAGAAUGUGUGUCUGUGUGUGUCUGACUGCUGAUAGGUAAGAUGUUUAACUGUACACCAGUUAGUGCGGAGAAAAGAAAUUGCAGACUGUUCACAUGUUUGAUAUGUUAAUUUAUAUUUCUUUUUAUUUGGGUUCAUGCUGGGGGAGGGAGGGGGGGGAUGUUGAACAGAAAAAAGGUGUUCCCGCUUCUUAAAAGCAGACUUGUGGGUGAAGUCGAGGCCACGAGCUUUCCUUGUUUCUUCUGGCCGGUUAAGGGAAUUUUGAGGGGACAAAAGGUUUAUUUAGCUAAAGAUUAGAAAUCUAUAUAAGAAUGGAAUUCUAUGUUUGCAUACUUUCUAUGCUAUUUUCAUAUGAGGUUCACACUAAUGAUGAAAACAGAAAGGAAUCUCAAGUGCUUUUUACUACAGUGUAACUUAUUUGUUUUGAUUUGAUUUUUACCACCUGUGUUUUUAGUAAUGAUUUAUGAAGCACUGUAUAUUAAAGUUUUAAAAUAUUC